AUGGUUAUGGCAACUGUCGCUCUUGAGCAAUAUGCCCUUCCUACCAUCAAUUAUGAUCGUAGCUACCACACAAUCCUGAAGGCGAAGCAGCAAUACGCUGAUCACGCCCCCGCCAACAAUGCCGUGAUCACGCCCAAGCAGCUCAUCGGCGAGGCUCUCCGCCGCCGUGUCGAGAGCAUCGACACGGAGUCCUGCGGAGCCGGCGAAGAGGACACCUUCUUCGUUGCCGACCUCGGCGAGGUUUACCGCCAGCACAUGCGCUGGAAGCUCAACUUGCCUCGCGUCAAGCCCUUCUAUGCCGUCAAGUGCAACCCCGACCCCCGCGUCAUCGAGCUCCUGGCUGCCCUCGGCACCGGCUUUGACUGCGCCUCCAAGUGGGAGAUUGACCAGAUCCUCAACAUGGGCCUCGCCCCCGAGCGCAUCAUUUACGCCCAGCCCUGCAAGACCAACUCGUACCUCCGCUACGUCAAGACUCAGGGCGUCAAGCAGAUGACCUUUGACAAUGCCGAUGAGCUCUACAAGAUUGCAAAGCUCUACCCUGGCGCCGAGCUCUUCCUCCGCAUCAUGACCGACGACGAGUCCAGCCUGUGCCGCUUCAGCAUGAAGUUUGGUGCUUCCAAGGAGAUCGCGGGAGAGCUCCUCGCUCUCGCCAAGGACCUGGGUCUCAACGUUGUCGGCGUCAGCUUCCACGUUGGCUCGGGUGCCUCUGACCCCAUGGCCUUCUACAAGGCUGUCCACGACUCGUACCUCGUGUUCGAGCAGGGUCGCGCCUUCGGUUUCAACAUGAAGACGCUCGACAUUGGCGGCGGCUUCUGCGACGACAGUUUCGAAGACAUGGCGGCUGUCCUUCGUGGCGCUCUCGACGAGUACUUCCCUCCCAGCAGCAACGUCAACAUCAUGGCGGAGCCUGGUCGCUACUACGUGUCUUCGGCCUUCACCAUUGCCUGCAACGUCAUUGCCCGUCGCACCGUCGAUGGUCCUACGCCUGCCGACGACAAGAGCUACAUGAUCUAUGUCAACGAUGGUCUCUACGGAAACUUCUCUUCCAUCAUGUUCGACCACCAGCACCCUGUCGCCAAGGUCCUCCGCACCAGCGCGCGUACUCUCUUCGAUCACCCCGCCGCCAACGCCUGCCCCGAAGGCCAGGGAACCCGUUAUUCUGUCUGGGGCCCCACCUGCGACGGCAUUGAUCGCAUCACCGAGAGCAUCUCCUUCGAACACGAACUCGAUGUUGGCGACUGGCUCUACUUUGAGGACAUGGGCGCCUACACCAAGUGCUCUGCCACCAAGUUCAACGGCUUCUCCGACGACCACGACGUUAUUUACGUCUGCAGCGAGCCGGGCGCCCGUGCUCUGCUUGGCCUUUGA
Verticillium nonalfalfae is the source of this 1368-nucleotide messenger RNA. It is a transcript of the gene SPE1, whose product is annotated as Ornithine decarboxylase. Bases 1 to 1368 code for a protein of 455 amino acids. The record is from RefSeq and is a predicted model, not a curated record. Gene Ontology annotation, molecular function: ornithine decarboxylase activity. The transcript has a single exon. Gene Ontology annotation, cellular component: cytoplasm. Lineage: Eukaryota; Fungi; Ascomycota; Sordariomycetes; Glomerellales; Plectosphaerellaceae.